This is a messenger RNA of Daphnia pulex (common water flea), 1816 nucleotides long. RefSeq names its product RING-type E3 ubiquitin-protein ligase PPIL2-like. Gene Ontology annotation, molecular function: peptidyl-prolyl cis-trans isomerase activity; ubiquitin-ubiquitin ligase activity. The coding region runs from base 183 to 1745 and encodes 520 amino acids. Gene Ontology annotation, cellular component: catalytic step 2 spliceosome. The record is from RefSeq and is a predicted model, not a curated record. The transcript is spliced from 10 exons. Gene Ontology annotation, biological process: protein peptidyl-prolyl isomerization; protein polyubiquitination; protein folding. Lineage: Eukaryota; Metazoa; Arthropoda; Branchiopoda; Diplostraca; Daphniidae.
GUUGAAGCUUGAAGGGUAAGCAGACGACGUUCAAGACAGUGUGCCAAAACAACAAGUCGGUUUAUUAGUCGUUUGGCGUUCUAUUCCAUAAACUGAAAAAAGUUUGCUCGAUUUUAAUUUGUGUAUUUCACAGAGAACUUUGAUACUGUUUUUCUUCAUCAAAGCGUGAAAACUAUCUGAAAAUGGGAAAACGACAACACCAGAAAGAUAAAAUGUACUUGACAAGUACAGAGUGGAGCACAUUGUAUGGUGGGAAGAAGCCUGUUAAUCCAAAUAGUGCCAGUGCUUCAUUUCGACGACUUCCAUAUGAUCACUGUGCCUUGUCACUUCAGCUUUUUGAGAAUCCUUUGUGUGACACUGAAGGAAAUGUUUUCGACCUUCUUGCUAUAGUUCCAUACUUGAAAAAGUAUAAAACUAAUCCAGUAACAGGAAAACCAUUGGAAAGCAAAGCCCUUCUGAGGUUAAAUUAUCAUAAAAAUGCUGAAGGGGCAUACCAUUGCCCUGUAUUGUUCAAGCAGUUCACAGACAAAUCCCACAUUGUGGCCAUCAGAACUACUGGAAAUGUGUUCUCCUAUGAGGCAGUAGAGCAACUCAAUCUGAAGCCCAAAAACUGGAAAGAGUUGUUAACAGAUGAAACAUUUGCUCGUCAAGACAUUAUCACUCUUCAAGACCCAUCUCACCUAGAAAAGUUUAACAUCGCUAAAUUUUAUCAUGUAACGCAUGACCAAAAAAUCGAAAAUGAAGAAUUAAUAAGGGCCAAAACCGAUCCUGCAGCCCGUCUCAAAUACAUCAAUGCAGAAACGAAGGGAGUUUUGGCAGAAUUAGAACAGGAAUACAAGGCACCUGAAGAGACUGUAACUGUAAAAGCAGUAGCUGAUUCCAUUAAUGCGGCUCAUUAUUCCACCGGGGCUGUCGCUGCUGGUUUUACUUCUACGGUGAUGGCACCAGAAACUAAGCAUGAACCAGCAAUUCUCGAUGAAAGUAUCGUUCGAUAUCAGCGCAUUAAGAAAAAAGGUUAUGUUAGACUAGUUACAAAUGUCGGGCCUCUUAAUUUAGAGUUACAUUGUGAAAUGGUACCUAAAACGUGUGAAAAUUUCGUCAACCUGUGCAAAAAAGGCUACUACAACAACACCAAGUUUCAUCGGUCUAUCAAGCAUUUCAUGAUUCAAGGUGGCGAUCCCACUGGAACUGGUACCGGAGGAGAGUCUUGCUGGGGAGGAUCAUUUGAAGAUGAAUUUAAGCCGAAUCUAUCCCACACCGGUCGGGGUAUUUUAUCGAUGGCGAACUCGGGAACCAACACUAAUAAAUCUCAGUUUUUUAUCACCUAUCGCUCGUGUAAACAUCUGGACGGAAAGCACACAAUAUUCGGUCGUGUCGUGGGUGGAAUGGAAACUUUGAGCGCUAUGGAACGAAUUGGUACUGACAAUAAAGAUCGACCCGUAGAAGAGAUUAUUAUUGAGUCGUCACAGAUAUUUACAGACCCAUAUGCCGAAGUAGACGAAAAGUUGGUGAUUGAGAGAGCCGCAGCGCUAGAAGAAGCUGAGAGACAGUUGAAGGAAGCAAAGGCUUCCAUCCCUAAAGCCCAGCUUAAGGUUUUCAAACAAUCUGGUGUAGGAAAAUACAUCAACCCUAAAGCUUUCACCAACAAACCAGCUGAUUCGGCUGGAGAAGAAUCCGGCAGUUCUCAACAUAAAAAAGCUAAAACAUCUGCUAACUAUUCAUUUGGUAAUUUCAGUAAUUGGUGACCUUCCCGGAUAUUGGAUUAUUCUUUGCUUACUUGUGGCUGAUUUUUUAAAAAUAAACUCUUUCUCGAACA